This is a messenger RNA of Eremothecium cymbalariae DBVPG#7215, 1236 nucleotides long. RefSeq lists its product as uncharacterized. The record is from RefSeq and is a predicted model, not a curated record. The coding region runs from base 1 to 1236 and encodes 411 amino acids. The transcript has a single exon. Lineage: Eukaryota; Fungi; Ascomycota; Saccharomycetes; Saccharomycetales; Saccharomycetaceae.
AUGUUCCUUGAGGCCGUAAAGUUCCCCCUUGAGAAUAGUACGAUUCCGCUCAUUCAUAGCUUGAAUGAAUACUUGUUGAUAUUCCCUGAAUUGACAGAAUACUGGUUGAAUGAUGGAACAAACCAAAAAAUGCCAUUGUUUGAAUUUUGUAGACGGGGGUUUGAAAGACAGAGAAAAUGUUCUACGUCUUUGAACAUGAGACAAAUAAUGCAAGAGUUGGAAGUACUCAACCAAUGCUUAGGUACGCUAAUAAUCAUGGGCAACCUAAGUCCCAUAGCUCUAAAAUGGUUGCCAACUUUAUUUUCAGAAGCUUUGGAGAUGAUCCAGCAGGAAUAUCAAUCUAGCUUGCAGCUACUGACAUCUUCCAGUAUUAACAUGUUUACAAUGCGUUGCAAAACAUUAUGCGAAAUAACGAAUUUGAUUUCCAGGGAAGAGAUUCUUGAAGUUUUGAAGAGUAUGCUUGUAAAACAUUGUUUAAGACCUAUGUUAGACUUUCAUAUUCAGCUUGAUGAUGAGGAGAAAAAACAAAUGUCAUACACCUUACUUGUACACUUCAUCAACGCAGUUGUCUCAGAUGAAUUUCAGCUAUCAGUCAGAAACACGGCUAUAGAAAGUACUGCAAGUUACAAUAAUGCACCCAAAAAAGAAUUAGUAUCAAUUUUAUUCGCUGAUAGUGAGCUUGUAAAUCAAUUAAUCUGCACUGUUCAGCGAGACCUUGUUUCUUGUGAUAGGACUACCAAGUUGCAAGCACUUUACUUUUUGAAUUCUAUGAUUCGGUUUAAACAUGAAGCCAUAAUCUCCAGUUUGUUUCUCGAUCACAAAGAAAAACCAGAAGAGAUUAAAUUGGAUGACAUCAUCCAAUGGAGAAAGUCAUUCUUCCUAAAUGAUGGCUAUGUAAAACAGUCCACUUUCCUUUCAUUUCGUAAGCUUGCCUCACAAUGGUAUGACUGGAAGCUGGGUAAUGAUUCCAUAAUAAGUGGCCUAUUUGGACUAUUAUCAGGUUGUUCGGAUGAAGAAGCAGUUUAUCAAGUUUACUCGCUUCUUCUAGAGCUAUCCCGAUUCGUUCAGGGUAGAAUUACUGACCUUUGGGCACAAAACGGUAAAAUGAUUAGUUUAAUGGAGAUUCUUUCAAGUGCAGGAAAAAACGAUAAGAUAUGCACUGAUUUUAUUACUGAAAUGUAUUGCGUUAUUAGAUCAUGUGCGAUCUCUGAGUACAUAAUGUAUCAGUAUGUAUAA